This is a messenger RNA of Spathaspora passalidarum NRRL Y-27907, 2042 nucleotides long. RefSeq names its product pseudouridine synthase. The record is from RefSeq and is a predicted model, not a curated record. Gene Ontology annotation, biological process: tRNA pseudouridine synthesis; mRNA pseudouridine synthesis. Gene Ontology annotation, cellular component: cytoplasm; nucleus. Gene Ontology annotation, molecular function: pseudouridine synthase activity; RNA binding. The transcript has a single exon. NCBI's taxonomy places the organism in Eukaryota, Fungi, Ascomycota, Pichiomycetes, Serinales, Debaryomycetaceae. Bases 83 to 1318 code for a protein of 411 amino acids.
AUCAGAAACAACGUCUAUGUUAACAAAACUGUUGUCAUGGAAGAUGGUAAAACGGGCAUUAACUAGCACACCACCAGUAACAAUGACAGACUAUUCCUCCUGGUCCAAAGAACAAUUAAUCGCUAAAUUAACUGAACUUGAAUCUUGCGCUGCUGGUGCACCAGCAAAGAAACAAAAGAAGCAAAAAGAAUUCGACUGGUCUAAAUACCAUACUCGUUUCGUAGCUAUACGGUUUGCCUACUUAGGAUGGAACUACAACGGUUUAGCUUACCAGAAGGAAGAAACACCAUUGCCAACUGUUGAAGGCACCAUAUUGGAUGCCUUGCACAAGGCAAAAUUGAUCAAAGAGCCUACGGUGGAUUGCUGUAAGUUCUCGAGAUGUGGAAGAACAGACAAGGGUGUAAGUGCUAUGAACCAGGUUAUAUCAUUAAAUGUUCGUUCAUCUUUAACUCCAGAGGAACAAGCGGAUUCCAGCAACGAUGUGAAAGAAGUGAAGUACGCUACGAUAUUGAACUCACUUUUGCCUCCAGACAUCAGAAUAACAGCCAUAAGUUUAAGACCGCCUCCUAAGUUUGAUGCUCGUUUCAGUUGUGAGUCACGUCACUACAAAUACUUGUUUCUUAAACAACAACUAGACAUUGAUGCGAUGAAUCAAGCUGCACAACUAUACGAAGGAACUCACGAUUUCCGAAACUUUUGUAAAGUCGAUGGAAGUAAACAAAUAUCUAGAUACGAAAGAGAUAUAUAUAGUGCCAAGAUAAUGCCGGUAGAUGGUAUACCAGACAUGUAUUGUUUUGACUUGAAAGGUUCGGCAUUUCUUUGGCAUCAAGUCAGAUGUAUGGUGGCUGUGUUGUUUCUUGUGGGACAAGGAUUGGAACCAGUUUCCAUUGUGUCUGAUUUGAUGGACGUUGACAAAUUCCCCACCAAGCCUCAAUUUGAAAUGGCCAACGAUGCUCCUUUAGUAUUGUAUGAUUGCACAUUCCCAGAAAUGGAAUGGUUGAGUCUUAGUGAUAUGCAAGCAUUGUACCAAUCGAAAUGGUCCUGGACCCUGUUCCAAGGAUUGGUAUAUGACCAUCAAAUAAAAGCUCAGAUGGCGCAAAUUAUGGACCAGAUUGUUUUGUCUGAUAAGGCUGCAAUUCAAACGCAUAACAAACAAAUGAUGAAUACCGGUGAUGGUGCCGGACGUGCCUUUGCAAGUUACAUUCCAAUUGUGGAUCGGGAACGUGGUGAGCAUUUUGAAGUUGCCAACGCCAAAUGGUUGGAAAGAAAGCUGAGAAAAAAGGAGGAGGAGGAGGAGGAACAGGUAGAUACUGUGUAAUAUUAAUUAGAUAUCCAAGAGGGUUCCCAAAAUUGUAAUUCGCCCUUGGAUCCUUGAUUAUCAACCCAAAGGAAUCCAUUCAUAAUCAUUUCUUCUAUAACUGUCUUGCAUCUUACCUUGUCCCAUCCGUAAUUAUCUCGUAAUAACCUGUAAGUGACAUAUCCACCCAUAAAUCCACAUAGUUCAUAUACUUUCUUCUCAUCUUGGGAAAUCCCAUCCCCAUUGGCAGAAGUAAACUUGAGCCAUUUCUUAUCAUUUAUGGUCAAAACUUGGUAUCCCUUUCCCAAUGUAUCCAACAUACCUAAUGCUUGUUCAAUGUCACCUUCGCUGACUUCAAUACUGAUAUUAUGGGUAUCCUGCAAGAUUGAUUUCAAUUCCUUAAGUGAGAUUAAUCCACCAUUAAGAUCUCGUGUCAGUUGACAAACUUCGACAAUUCGAACAGCCAAUGCCACAUGGAAAUUACUACUUUUUGUAUUCUUGGUUGUAGAUAGUAGCAAUUCUAAUGGAUCCAACCCAAUCAGUUGGGAUAUUUGUGUGAAUUUGUUUCUGAAUUCAGCAUUCAGCUUGAUCUCGUCACCAUGACUAUUGGCGAAGUUGACGAGGGCCGACUGGAAUACUGCUAGUUGUGUAGAGAGCUGAUCGGAAUGUCUUUGGAUAAGAGAUUUGCCUAGUUGAGAGUACGCGUCCCUAUUGUCAUUGUGAUUCAUAGUAUGUUGCCAGUGGU